AUGAAAGAUUAUUAAAUAUAAGAAAAUUAAUUGUAAUAAUAAUAAUAAUAAUAAUAAUAAUAAUAAUAAUAAUAAUUAUAACAAUCAUAAUAAUCAUAAUAAUUAUAACAAUCAUAAUAAUCAUAAUAAUCAUAAUUAUAAAUAUAAUUAUAAUAAUAUAAUAAUAACGAUAGUUAAAUAUUAACUGUAAUUACUAACUAAAAUUUAAAAAGAGAGUAUCGAUAAGCUUAUUAGUUUAAAAGUGGAGCUAUUUAUUCUGGCGAAUGGAUAGAUAAUCAAAGAGAUGGAUUUGGAAUUCAAACAUGGGCUGACGGAGCUAGAUAUGAAGGUGAAUGGAAAGAAAAUAAAGCUAAUGGUAAAGGAAAAUUUUGGCAUGUUGAUGGCGAUAUUUUCGAAGGAUAAUGGUUUGAUGAUAAGGCUAAUGGAUAUGGAACUUAUAUACAUGUUAAUGGUGCUACUUAUGAAGGUGAAUGGAAAGAUGAUCUUUAACAUGGUUAUGGAGUUGAAAUAUGGGCUGAUGGAUCUAAAUAUGAAGGUUAUUAUAAGGAUGGGAAAAAAAUGGGAAUGGUACUUAUAUUUGGAGUGAUUCUUCUAAAUAUGUUGGAAAUUGGGAAGAUAAUAGAAUAUCUGGUUAUGGUUCUUAUACAUGGUUAGAUGGAAGAAAAUAUGAAGGAAAUUGGCUAAAUAAUAAUAUGCAUGGAAAAGGCUUUUAUACUUGGAAAGAUGGAAGAAAAUAUGAGGGGGAAUAUUAAUAUGAUAAAAAACAUGGUUUUGGUAUUUAUUCGUGGGCUGAUGGAAGAAAAUAUGAAGGCUUUUGGGCUUAUGGAAGAUAACACGGAAAAGGUAAAUACAUUCUACCAGAUGGAUCUAUUAAAAUAGGUCUUUGGGAAGAUAGUAAAAGAGUUAAAUGGCUUGAAAAUGAAACUGAUUUAGAUAUAAAGUAAUUAUGUUAAUAGAGUAAUAUUAUAUAAUAAGAAAUUAAAAUUAAAUAAUAAUAAUGAAAAUUAAAUAAAUGAAUAUAUAUGUGUUUUUAUUAUAUUUUAUUUUAAAACUUAAUUAUAAUAUAAAAAUAGGCGGUAUUAAGAUUUUUUUUUUUUUUUUUUUUUAUGA
This is a messenger RNA of Ichthyophthirius multifiliis, 1110 nucleotides long. RefSeq lists its product as hypothetical. The record is from RefSeq and is a predicted model, not a curated record. Gene Ontology annotation, cellular component: cytosol. Lineage: Eukaryota; Ciliophora; Oligohymenophorea; Hymenostomatida. The transcript is spliced from 7 exons.